GGAAGGUUCGGGGCCCGCCCUCAGUCGGUGGCGGGCGGCGGCGGCGGCAGCGGGUUGCGGCUCUGUCGCGCUUCUAUCGCGCUUCUAUCGCGCUUCUAUCGGCGCAGUGCUAUGGGUGUGACUCACGAAGCGGGGCUCUCCCCUCAGGACCCGUGCGGGGGCAGCCCGGCGGGCUGGAGCCGGAGCGCGCAGGUGCCUCAGGGGAACCAGCGUGGGGCGUGCCCGGCGGCGCCCAGCGGAACAGAGACGGGGCACUGCAGAGCCGCAGCCAGACCCGAGGCGGCGGCUGAGGGCGCGCAGAAAGGGCAGACAGCCGCCGUGACGGAGUUCAUGGACGACCUGAGCCUGGGCUCGCCCGGCCACGGGGACUCUUCCCGGCGCAGCUGCAGCCGCUCCUCCGGCCGCUCGUCCUGCAGCUCCCGCUCCAGCAGCAGCUCCUCCAGCCGCUCCUCGCGCAGCUGGAGCCGCUCCCGGUCCCGCUCCCGGUCCCGCUCCCGGCGGCACGGCUCCCGGCGCUCGCGGCGGCACCGCUCUCGCUCCUACUCGCGCAGCCGCUCGCGCUCACGGCGCUACCGCGGCCGCUACCGGCCCCGGCGCUACCGGCCCCGCUCCCGCCGGUGCCGCUCCCGCUCCUGGUCCCGCGGCAGGGCCUGCUACCGGCGCUCCUACUCGCGCAGCCGGUCCCGCUCCCGGGGCCGGCGCUACUACGGCUUCGGGAGGAGCGUCUACCCCGAGGCCUACCGGGGCUGGAGGAGCCGCUCCCGCACGCGCUCGCGGAGCAGGUCGCCUCUGCACCUCAGUGAAAAAGACAAGAGAGAACUGCUGGAAAUUGCAAAAGCCAAUGCUGCCAAAGCUCUGGGAACAGACAACAUUGUCCUGCCAGCGAGCCUGAAGAUCUCUGCUCCUGCCAAGGAGAUCAAAACUGAGAAGCAGGAGCGUGAGGAAUCCACGGAGUCAGCUGAGCAACCUGGGAGUGCAGCUGAGGACGUGAGCAAGGCUGGCAUGGAGAGAGCAACCAUCCAGAGGAGCAUCUCCUUCAGCCCUAAUAACACAAUGGCCAAGCCUGCCCUGCAGAAGCCAGUGAGCCACGCUGUGGCUAAGGAGCCAGUGGUUUCUCCAGCCAGGGAGGAUGACAGGAAGGGAAGCCCCUAUGGGCAGUGGGUUCCCGUCAAGAAGGAGGAGAAGAAAACAUUCCUGAACUUCUCACCCAAAAGCGCCCUGUUCCGGGCACGCUGAGGGGAGGCACCCCUCAGCAGAGACUUGGAGAUUUCUGAUGGGCUUGAAGACUUGUUAAUACUGAGUAUUUAUUUUGAGGUCUUAAUUUUUGGAAUCUUAGGUUUCUCUUUCAGAUAGAGAGAGCACACAGAUCCAGAAGCCACAGAUGGGAAUCUUGUGUAUAUUUGUAAAUAUUUUAUAUUGCUUUAUUGGACUAGAACUUGCAGGUGGGUAACUUUUUCUAAACCAUAGUUGCGUAGCUGUUCUUUGAACACCUGGAUUUACCUUGUGCAAUUGUUUACUUCAAGUGAAUAAAGUUUAGUUUUGCACUGGC
Taeniopygia guttata (zebra finch) is the source of this 1549-nucleotide messenger RNA. RefSeq names its product arginine and serine rich protein 1 (gene RSRP1). The record is from RefSeq and is a predicted model, not a curated record. NCBI's taxonomy places the organism in Eukaryota, Metazoa, Chordata, Aves, Passeriformes, Estrildidae.